AUACGUUGUACCUAAGUGUUUGUACGUUUCUUAGUGUCUGUGUCCGAGGUCAUCUAAGAUCAUCACGUGUAUUCUAUUCUGUUAAGUUGAUGAAUGUUCGAAAUUACGUUUGUUGAAGUUUAAAUUCGUCAUUUCCGGUUUGUUUUUCAGAUCAUUUCUUUUGGGACAGACGGAUAAAUGCAGACUACCAUCGUCGUCCGUAAGAAGAGGACUCAUCGAGAUAGCGGACAAGCGUCAAAUAAUAAUUAUUUUCCCGACCAUCCACAAGACUGUUGGCCUAGUGACGAAGAAGACAUAAGAUCAGGAAAUUGUUCCUUCCACGUCGAUUAUUUGGGACGCGUUGAGCUAGAUGCCUCCGAGACGAGGAAUCCGAAAGCUUGUCGUGAUUCUUUUGAAAAACUACACGAGGAAUACACCAGAGGAGAAUUGCACCCCCCCUCAGCUGUUUUAUGGAUAACCGGAUACGAACUGAGGGUUGUCGAGAAGGAAUCUAAGGACUUGAUAUUGGCCCAAAUCAUUGAAAACGUAUAUUUUUGCUCGUCGACAGUCGAACGUUCAAAGCAGUUUUUUUACACAUCAAAAGAUGUACAUUGCGAUAGGUGGUGGUGUCAUUUAUUUAUCGCCAAAAACGAUUGUUCGGGUGAUCGUUUGUGUCGUGCGGUAGGAAUCGCGUUCAGAGAAUGUCUCAGAAGGAAAAUUUUGCGUCAAGGGCGAUCUGCCGUUAGCCACAUGAACAGAUGUAUAGGUUAAAUGUGUUAUUGUUGUUUAUACGAUUUCAAAUAUAAAUAAAAAGUUGACUUUGGAA
Adelges cooleyi (spruce gall adelgid) is the source of this 805-nucleotide messenger RNA. RefSeq names its product protein numb homolog. Lineage: Eukaryota; Metazoa; Arthropoda; Insecta; Hemiptera; Adelgidae. The transcript has 5 exons. The record is from RefSeq and is a predicted model, not a curated record. The coding region runs from base 178 to 750 and encodes 190 amino acids.